AUGCUUUUUCAUGAACUCAACAAUGAGCUGCUCAUUGCCAUUGCAGGCCAUCUACCACAAGACGACCUAAAAACUUUUUCACUUGUAUGCCACAAGUUUGCUCUUGUUGCUCACAGUGAUGUCGUUUGGAAGGAGAGAUUAUACAACCACUAUGGCAUCACCUACAAAUUGCCCACCGAGAAUUGGAAGGAUAUGUAUGCUCGCAAAUCCCUGGAUCCUCAAAACUCGAAAAUGUGCCCCCACAUUGGCCAUGUUACUGGUAAAAUUUUGGAACCUUAUGCCACCAAGUAUCAACAAGUCUUGAAUUGGUUGGAAAAGAACCUGAACUGUACAGUAUGUGGAGCCAAUUGCAAGGACACAGGCCUUUGUCUGUAUGUGUGGAAGGGAAACACGAGAAACCGCUGCAAGGACUGUGCUUAUAGCUAUCACAAGGCAGUAGAAGGACAUGGUAUUCUGAUCCGCAUGAAUGUGCUGCAAAUGUAUUGCUUUGAUUGCAAGCGAUUAUUGGGAGAAACCCGCGGUGAUUCCAGCGAAGCGCAUUAUGUCAACAUGCUGCUCAAGACAUUGACACACGACAGCAAAAAGGGUCAGCAAGCCAUGGCAAGAAGAAGUCAGUGUAUGAAGGAGAGACAGCUGUAUGCAGAACACGCUGAUAGAGCGUCCGUCGUCUCGGAUGGCAAACAGUACUAUUUUAUCGAGAGAAUCUGGCUGAUUUCAUGGUUUUUGCGUCUGUGUGAUGGUAAGAUUGGAACGGGUCCUAUUGCGAACCAUGAAUUAGAGGAUCCUGAACAUGAAGGCAGACUGAACCCUGCUUCAAGACCUCGCGGCAAUUUCAAAGGUGGGUUUUCUAUUGUCACUCCAUUUUUGUGGAAUUACUUGGUAGACACGUAUGGAUUAUCUGGCAACGUAUACACUUCAGACGAUACCACUGGCCCCGAGUACUGUGGUCUGAACGAAUCCAUCGUCAACUGGAGAUUGAACUAG
Molecule: messenger RNA, 984 nt
Organism: Mucor velutinosus
Lineage: Eukaryota; Fungi; Mucoromycota; Mucoromycetes; Mucorales; Mucoraceae
Gene: PDB1
Product: pyruvate dehydrogenase E1, beta subunit
Exons: 1
Coding region: 1-984 (327 amino acids)
Molecular function (GO): cysteine-type deubiquitinase activity; protein binding
Source: RefSeq, a predicted model, not a curated record